GUGAGACCGGUGCGGGGUGAGAUCGUGUGUAUGCGACGUCGUCAGUCGUCACUCGUCGUCGGUACUCGGUCCGCGGUUGUCAUUCGUACUCUCUUCGUGCUAUAGCACGUCGGUCGACAGGUGCCACGAUACAUACGUGCAUAACGAGGUGGCGUAGAGCGUAGAGCAAACCGUGUGUGUGAAGGGGGUUGUGUGUCGUAGGUACCCUCUCACGCGCCUGCCGCUGCCGGAGCGCUCGUCAUCGUCAUGGCUCCGUACGCGUGGUCCUUCCGUGGGAAUCUCAAUCGGUUCCUCGUCGACGUGCCAAUCCUGCAGUGCCUGAUCGUGCUGAUGGGCCUCUUCAAUCUCUCUCUGUGCCUCUACGAGGAUCAGGUCGGUAAAUUCGAUUGGAGGCAGAACUACGUCGGGAAAAUUAAAUUCGCCAGCUUCGACACGGUGUCCACGGCGAAGAAGAUUAUCGUCGCUACCGAAGAGAACGUUAUUGCCGCGCUUAAUCUGAAAUCGGGCCAAAUAUUGUGGAGGCGAGUGUUGGAGAAAGGUUAUGGCGGGCAUAUCAGAACACUGGGAGGUGUCGCGGACGGAGAUCUGAUAUCCGUAAGUGGAGGUGUCCCCGCCAUCGUUCGUGCCUGGGAUUUGGCGACCGGGCAUAUAAUUAACGAAUGGCCGAUAGCCGAGCCGAAUAGCGACAGGAUAAAAGAUGUAAAGUGGCAUAUCAAAGAUGGAACGUUGCAUCAUAUAUUACCUAUUUAUAAUAGCGGAGUGGAAGUAACGUCUUACGAUAGCAAAACUGGAGAGAAGCUAAAGACUCGGAGGGUUUCUGCGCCAUUUAUAACUCGAGAAACGGAGUGUGUUCUAGCAGCUCCAUACUUGGCAUGUUUAAAAGGAGACAGUUCUCUAGCUGUAGUAUUCUUAGUACAUCUAUUCGAUACUAAUGCACAGUCACAAUCAGUUACGAUAAAUACAAUAUUUGGGGCUGGCGCCCAAGGGCCGUAUAAACUAGAGUCUGUACUCGGAGAAGGACCUGUAAUUUCUAUUAAUGCCGAUAACGAUCAACGAAAGCGGAUUUUAGUUAUCGGAGAAUUUCCGACUCCCAUACAGAAAGACAUCGACGGUGAUGCAACUCUUUAUGUUGUCUCCGUUGACAAUGAGAAGAUACUUUUGGAAACAACAUAUAAAAAUGGAAAAAUAGAAAUAACGGCUACAAAUCUGUUAUCGUCCGCACUCAUACCUGAUUUGUCGGUUACUUUGACUCACGCUUCUAUACAAUCGUCAACCAUAAUGGCAUCCGUUUGCCCGCGGCAAACGAAAGGCGUAACAUGUCGUCAUUUGUUAUCCUCGCAAGAUCACAGCAUCGCGUUGUUACAACACAAUAAACUGGUGUGGACAAGGGAGGAAGCACUCGCCAGUAUUGUGGCCGUUGAAAUUAUGGAAUUACCUAUGUCUGACAGAGAUCAAGCUAUCGAAACGGAAUUCGAUCAGAAAGAGAGUAUUGAUGUAGACAGUUCAUGGGACGUUCUAAGUAUGUUUCUUCGAAGGAUUACGUCACAGAUUAACCAGGCCAGAGCAUUCUUUCAAACGAUACUGGAUUUGGUACCUCAGCAAUCCAAUCAACGUAUUGAUCUGGUGCAAGAUAAAUUUGGCUUGCAUAAAAUGAUCGUGGCCGUUACAUCGGCUGGAAAGCUGUAUGGUAUCGAAACCAGAAAAGGCGAGAUUAUCUGGCAACUCAGGCUGCCUAAUAUUCGUGGUUUUACAAAAUUGUCUAACAUGAUGAUUUUGUACGUGCAAAGGGGCAGCAGACAUUUCCCUCACCCUGCUCAGUGUGCGUUGUUAGCAGAAGACAAGGAAACCGGAGAGGGUGUUAUAUUUACUUUUAAUCCGAUUACCGGACAGUUCUUGGACGGACUGGUGAAACUUGGUUACAAAAUAAAACAGUCUAUGUUAUUGCACGUAGCGACCGAUGACUUUUUACGUGGUAUUCUCAUUCUUGAUGCGCGGGAUAAGGUUCAUGUUUAUCCCGACAGCGCUACCGCAGUUGCAGCUUCACUCGGGAAAAACACGUACCUCUUUACUGCCGAUCAAACUACAGGAAUAUUAUCCGGCUUCUCUCUUUCAUACAGCACAACUCAGGAACUAAUCGCCCAUAAAGUAUGGGAGUUGUUGCUGUCGCCAAGAAACCAAAGAAUAACGCAAGUCGUGUCGAAAAAUCCGAUAGAGCGUGUACACUCCCAAGGAAGAGUCUUAAGUGAUAGAUCAGUGUUGUAUAAAUACAUUAAUCCUAAUUUAGUGGCCGUAGUGACAGAAGGCAUCGGACAUGCCCAUAAAAAUACGCUUAAUUUAUAUCUACUAGACGUAGUAUCCGGGGCAAUGAUUUUUUCUAUCACGCACAAAAGAGUACGUGGUCCAAUCCAUAUUGUGCAUUCGGAAAAUUGGUUGGUUUACAGCUAUUUUAAUGAGAAAGGACGUAGAACAGAAAUCGCUACGUUAGAACUCUACGAAGGAAAGAUACAAAGCAACACUACAGUAUUCUCUUCUUUAGCAACAACAAAAUUGCCAAUUGUAGAAAGACAAGCUUUCAUUUUUCCCGCAUCUAUAGAAUAUAUGCAGGAAACAAUCACAGAAAAGGGUAUCACAAGCAAACAUAUAAUAGUGGCUUUAGCCAAUGGUGGAAUAUUAGAAUUGCCAUGGAUGAUGGUGGAUCCACGACGGCCUAUUAAUCCUGAAAUGCGAGAAGAAGGAGUAAUACCGUACAUGCCAGAGAUUCCAGUCCAUAUGGAUGCUAUUAUUAAUUAUAAUCAAAGCGUUUCUAGGGUUAUGGGUAUUCAUACUAGUCCCAGUGGCCUUGAAAGUACUUGCUUAGUUUUUGUACAUGGUCUUGAUCUGUUUUACACAAGAGUAGCACCAUCUAAAACAUUCGACGUCCUAAAGGAGGACUUUGAUUAUUAUCUUAUUGUGAUAGUACUCGCGGCGCUGUUGAUCUCAUCGUACAUCACCAAAAAAUUAGCAUCCCAAAAAGCUCAAAAGCAAGCAUGGAAAUGAUGCCUCGUUUUUCUAGAAUUGUGUAAUAUUUAUGAAUCUGUUCACUAUAGGCAAGAAUUUUUCCUAAGCAUAACUUGUAAGAUAUACUGUUUUAUAAAUAGUUAAUUUUAAAACACAAGGUAAAACGCUAAUACUUUAUUAUCUUACCUAAAAAUCUUUCAAUCGUAAAUCCUAAAUAAAAACAUACGUAAAAAAAUAUAUUUUACUUUGUUAAUUUGGUACAGAACGCACAUAUGCGACGAUGAGUCUAAUUAUUUAAAGAAUGAUGAUCAAUGUAUGUACGAGAGUGGACCAUGAUCAUUGAUCGUUAUAAUAUUGAUGAUUGAUUGAUCAUUAAACUAUCAUUAGAAUAACUGAUAACAUGCUCAAGAAUUGCUUUUUUAUUAAUUGUACAGCAAGUUCUGUAAAAGGUAGGAAAUUUUUUUUUCGUUAUUUGUACACUUUCAAUAUAAACCAACAAACAAAAAUCGGCAAUUUUUAUAUACAUGGAGACAUGAAUAAAAUUAUGUUUAUAAUGCAUUUUUUGCAAUAAAAAUAUUAAAAUAUCAAUAUAUAUGAACAAUGGUAAAUAGAGAUAGACAUCUGUUUGGUACAACAAACGAAACAUGUGAUUAUCAUAUAUUAAGUAUCAUGAUAAUCUAUAAUAACGUUAAUAAAUAAAUAUUAAGAUAAUUUUACUUUCACGGUUGCAAAAUAUGAGAAUUUGCGUACGAUAUAUUUUAAUUGCAUCUUUCUCUGUAAUCCAUAAGUCUUCGUAAAUAAUUAUUUAUAAAGGUAUAUGUAAGACUAUGCAUUUUACUUGUAUAUUAUAGGUAUUUCAAAUUUCUCGCAAAUUCUUGUGAUAAAUUUUCUUAAGAAUAUCAUCACAUAGAAGGCUUACAAGAAAUAUAAAGAAAUGUGAUUUCAAAAGAAUAAAAUUGUUCUUACUGUUUA
Wasmannia auropunctata (little fire ant) is the source of this 3969-nucleotide messenger RNA. It is a transcript of the gene EMC1, whose product is annotated as ER membrane protein complex subunit 1. Bases 247 to 3036 code for a protein of 929 amino acids. Gene Ontology annotation, cellular component: EMC complex. Gene Ontology annotation, biological process: protein folding in endoplasmic reticulum. The transcript has 15 exons. NCBI's taxonomy places the organism in Eukaryota, Metazoa, Arthropoda, Insecta, Hymenoptera, Formicidae. Gene Ontology annotation, molecular function: protein binding. The record is from RefSeq and is a predicted model, not a curated record.